Molecule: messenger RNA, 1635 nt
Organism: Lachancea nothofagi CBS 11611
Lineage: Eukaryota; Fungi; Ascomycota; Saccharomycetes; Saccharomycetales; Saccharomycetaceae
Source: the annotation of a GenBank genome assembly
AUGGCUGUGGGCAAUAUGAAUCACGAAUUCUCGGGAGACCAUCAUGGACAUAGUCAUGGAAGGAAACAUAUGAACGAAAGCAGCUCGCGACAACCUUCCACCAAUAAUCAUGGAAAGAAUCUGAAAGAAUACAACAACGAAGAAGCUACCAGGGAGAAGUUCAAUUUAAAAAACCAAAAUUGGGAUGUUAUAUUCUCUUGCUUCGGCAUUUCGUUUACCGGAUUCUUUUUCGGUUACGACACCGGGACAAUUGGAGGAAUAACAACCAUGCAGGCAUGGCUUAAGCGUUUCGGACAUUACGAUCAGGCAGCAAAUGACUACGACAUGGCCACGCCUUUGAUUGGGAUUAUCGUGUCUGCAUUUCACAUUGGAUGCAUCGUGGGCGGUUUCACUAUCGCAAGGCUUGCAGACCACCUGGGCCGACGUGUGCCCAUUGCUAUUGCUUGUGUCACAUACAUGAUUGGGCUAUCAAUUCAAAUUAGUGCAGGUCAGGGCAAGUGGUAUCAAUUCAUGAUAGGACGAAUGGUAACUGGUCUUACUGUUGGCGCCAACGCGGUUUUGACCCCCAUGUUGCUUUCGGAAAUAGCCCCGCCCGGUAUUCGAGGAGUGAUAGUCAAUUUUUAUCAAAUCAAUACGACGCAUGGCAUUUUAGUUGGAUAUAUUGUGGAUUAUGCGACUAAGUCCAUCUAUUCGGAUGACAGGAUGUGGAGACUACCGCUGAUCGGUGGCUUCGUUUUCUCACUCAUAAUUUUACCUCUUCUAGCAAGGGCGCCAGAGUCUCCCCGGUUUCUCAUAAAGACUAGACGCUAUGAUACCGCUGAGCGAUGUCUAGCCAGACUUAGAGGUCUGAACCUGAGCAAGCUCAAAAACUCAUCUCCAACCACAGAACAGCUGUCCGUUCUGGAGUCAGUCAAUGACGAAUUGCAUUAUUUAAAGGGAGUCAUGCGCUAUCAGGAACAGAGACAGCGGAACGUAAGAUUUUGGCAGCUAUUUUCUAAAAGAUUUCUGAAAAGGACAAUAUCGGGCAUGUGCAUUAUGGGGUUCCAACAAAUGUCUGGUAUAGACUACUUUCUGUAUUACGGGACGAAACUGUUCAAAUCUGUUGGAAUAAACGAUUCUUAUAAAACCUCGAUUGUCUUGGGAGCUAUUAAUGCCGCGAUGACCUACGUGUCUAUUUUUGUCGCAGAUAACCUUGGCCGCAAGAAGGGUUUGUUCAUGGGUUCAGUGGCAUGUUUCAUCUGCCUUUUCAUUUUUUCGACAGUAGGUGUUGUUAUGAUUGACAACGCAGCCGAUCCCAACUAUAAACUCUCUGGAUACAUCAUGAUUGUUUUCACAUGCCUUUUCAUUGUAAUGUUCUGCUGCUCAUGGUCAGCGAUUGCUUCUGUUUUGAUCAGUGAGAUCUUCACUCUGGAGAUCAAGUCUCAAGCAAUGGCUUUCUCGCAAGCAUUCAACUGGGGUGCUAACUUCUUCAUUGCCCUUUGUACCCCAAUAAUAACGGCUCGCAUCGGAUAUGCCUUCGGAUACGUCUUUGCAGGUUGCAUGUUUGUGGCCAGUAUCUUUGUUUAUUUUCUAAUUCCCGAGACUAAGGGUCUGACUUUGGAAGAGAUAGAUGACAUAUAUGAUAAGGAGAAUUGA